AUAAAUUCCUAAAGUUUCCUCUCCUUUCCUCCGUCCUUCUCGCAGUCGCUGGCCUUGUCUUCUAUAAUGGCGAUUUCUACUGAAGAUUACAUCCAAGAGAAUGGCGGGAGUGAUUCAGAUUCCAUUUGCACUGAUGAUUCCCCCGAUUAUUAUCAGCCGAUUUCGGCAGUUGACGACCAAGACGACGUUUCCGAUCAAGAGAACUCAACUGAUGAUAAAGGAGAUCAUGACCCUGGAACUAGCCAUUUCGAUUCCUUCCGUCCUGGAAACCCUAAUUUCGAUGAAUUCUCCAAUGGUUAUGACAAUGUCCACCGGGCUGAGAACGGGAUUGCGGCUCUACAAAUGAACGGAGACAUACAUGGGAGCGAUGAUGAUGAAGAUGAACAAGAGAGGAUGAGAGAGACUUCGGAAUCGGCGAUAGCGAGGGCUUUCAGGGAGGACGAGAGCCGCCGAAACGCUCCCAUGACGCCAGAGAACUCGAUGAGGAUCAUGGACGCCAUGCGUGGAGUCUCUUUCGGAGGUCUAACGCCCGAUUGGGCAAGUCAAGUACCCGAAGAUCGAUGGGUUGAUCAGCUUCGGAGGUUAAGACAACCACCCUCCACUACUGCCACCACCACUGCAACAACCCAAAACUAAGAACCACAAGUCAAUCCAUCUUUUUCUUCUAAAUUAUCAAUUGAGAUCGACUUUGUAUUACAGUUCUUUACUUCUUAUGGUAUUAUCAUGUAUUCGUCCAAGUACUAAAUACAU
Messenger RNA from Telopea speciosissima, 750 nucleotides. RefSeq lists its product as uncharacterized. The transcript has 2 exons. The record is from RefSeq and is a predicted model, not a curated record. Lineage: Eukaryota; Viridiplantae; Streptophyta; Magnoliopsida; Proteales; Proteaceae. Bases 67 to 636 code for a protein of 189 amino acids.